Molecule: messenger RNA, 5012 nt
Organism: Clarias gariepinus (North African catfish)
Lineage: Eukaryota; Metazoa; Chordata; Actinopteri; Siluriformes; Clariidae
Gene: hipk1a
Product: homeodomain interacting protein kinase 1a
Exons: 16
Coding region: 248-3535 (1095 amino acids)
Biological process (GO): peptidyl-serine phosphorylation; intrinsic apoptotic signaling pathway in response to DNA damage by p53 class mediator; peptidyl-threonine phosphorylation
Cellular component (GO): PML body; nucleus; cytoplasm
Molecular function (GO): protein tyrosine kinase activity; ATP binding; protein serine/threonine kinase activity
Source: RefSeq, a predicted model, not a curated record
GACCCGUUUAGCUCUUCCUGCUGUUUAUUUGUACUGUUUUUUUGACAGCUACCGAGGGCCGUUUUGCGGUGUGAGGAUGUCUCCGUGGCCGUGUUUGUGCAGGAAAAAUGCAGUUCUACUGCGUGUGUCGCCGGUUAAAGCCAAAGGAGAUGGAUUUUACGGAUAAUCACGUUUUCAGUAGUUAUUUGUGGGAAAUGAGGCCUAACAAGAUCAAGAACCGGGCUUGAGGAAUUCAGUGUAAUUAGCUAUGGCCUCCCAGCUCCAGGCAUUCUCCUCCCCUUCGGUUUCCUCCAGCGGCAUUUCACGCUCCAAGAAGCUCAAACUGGAAAAGCCUGCAUGGGACGGAGAGAACAGUUACGGUCUGCAGAGCCCGGGUCAAGCCAGCGCGUCCUCACCCUCAGCUUCAGAUUUCAACUCCAACUAUGGCUCGAGCGGUCUUGGGUUUCCUUCUUCCAACCCGGCACGCGAGCACACGGUCGUACGAGCUGCGGACAGCACCGGCAGCGUCCCCGGCCCGUCGUCCUCAUCUUCGUCCUCCUCCUCUUCCUCCUCGUCGACGUCAAGCCACCGGGGCAAAAACGGUUACCAAAAGCAGAGCGGCGUGAAGAGGAAAAGCGAGGAGGUGGAGAGCAGUGAUAGCGUGCAGAUCCUGGAAGAGCUCUCGGCCCCUGUUCUGUCCAACCGGGCCGGCGGAGCAGGAGGUGGCACCACCACGGCGCAGUCCAUCACUCACUCCACCUCUACAGCCAAGAGCAGCAACUCGCACAGCGAGGGCGACUACCAGCUGGUGCAGCACGAGAUCCUGUGCUCUGUCUCCAACAGUUACGAGGUGCUGGAGUUCCUCGGUCGCGGAACCUUCGGCCAGGUCGCUAAGUGCUGGAAGCGCGGCACCAACGAGAUCGUAGCCAUCAAGAUUCUCAAAAACCAUCCGUCUUAUGCACGACAGGGUCAAAUUGAGGUGGGUAUCCUGAGUCGCCUGAGCACCGAGAACGCUGACGAGUUCAACUUUGUGCGCUCCUACGAGUGCUUUCAGCACAAGAACCACACAUGCCUGGUGUUUGAGAUGCUGGAGCAAAACCUGUACGACUUCCUGAAGCACAGCAAGUUCAGCCCCCUAAUGCUGAAGUGCAUUCGGCCCGUGCUGCAGCAGGUGGCCACUGCACUCAUGAAGCUCAAGAGCCUGGGGCUGAUCCACGCCGACCUCAAACCCGAGAACAUCAUGCUGGUGGACCCCAUCAGGCAGCCCUACAGGGUCAAGGUCAUCGACUUCGGCUCAGCCAGUCACGUCUCGAAAGCUGUGUGUUCCACCUACCUGCAGUCCAGAUACUACCGAGCCCCUGAGAUCAUCCUGGGUCUGCCGUUUUGCGAGGCCAUCGAUAUGUGGUCUCUGGGCUGCGUCAUCGCCGAACUCUUCCUCGGCUGGCCACUUUAUCCCGGAGCCUCUGAAUACGAUCAGAUCCGUUACAUCUCCCAGACACAAGGUUUACCAGCGGAGUACCUCCUGAGCGCGGGAACAAAGACCAGCCGAUUCUUCCACAGAGGACCAGACGCCAGCUACCCCCUGUGGAGACUCAAGACACCGGCAGAGCACGAGUCAGAGCUGGGCGUCAAGUCUAAAGAGGCUCGGAAAUAUAUCUUCAACUGUCUCGAUGACAUGAUGCAGGUUAAUAUGACUAAUCUGGAAGGCACAGACAUUUUGGCGGAGAAGGCCGACAGGCGGGAAUUUAUCGACCUGCUAAAGAAGAUGCUCGCUCUUGACGCAGAUAAAAGGAUCACGCCGAUGAAGACCCUCAACCACCCUUUUGUCACAAUGACUCAUCUCCUGCACUUUCCCCACAGCGCGCAUGUAAAGUCAUGUUUCCAAAACAUGGAGAUCUGUAAGCGCCGCUGCACCGCCUUCGACAACAACAAGAACCUCUUUAGCAGCAACAGCGGCCCGAGCACAGCCACCAACCUCACAGUGACCUUUAGCAGUCAGCUCAGUCAGCACAAUCAGCAGAUGGCACCCUCUGGUGGCCAGUCUCUGUCUCUGAGCAGCAACGUUCCUCUGCUCAACUACCAGCCGGGUCUUUACCAGCAGGCCACCAUCAACAUCCCGGGUCUGACCCAGCAGAGCGUCCCGCUGCAGACCAGACACACACAGCUGUGCACUCAGACUGAACCCUUCCAGCAGACCCUCAUCGUCUGUCCACCCACUAUACAAGCAGGGCUUCAGCCUUCCGGUAAGCACUCGGGAUAUCCGGUGCGGAUGGACAAUUCUGUCCCCAUGGUCCCCCAGAACCAAUCCGCUCAGUCCCUGCACAUCCAGCCCAGCAUGCUGACGCAGCAGGGCUGGCCCGCAGGCACACAGCAGAUCCUCAUCCCGUCGGCAUGGCAACAGAUGCCAGGCAUGGCCAUCCCUGGAACCAGUCAGCCUGUCCUUGCUGAAUCUCCUAUGGGCUCUAUGUUGGCUGACGGUUCGAGUCAGUCCAGUGCCAACUGGAGGGGGCGACAUGGUGGCCAGUGUGAUGUCACACAGCAGGAUGCUGCGCAGGGAUGCCACGUGACCUCGCAGACUCUCAACACAGGAGCGGGCAACGUUCGGGCACAGCAGGGCGGGGUCAAGAAGUCAAAGGGUCGCCAUGCAGAAAGUAGAGCUAGGCCCACGUCCUCUGCACUACACACCAGCGGUGACCCGUCUCAGCCGAUUAUCAUUUCAGACACACCCAGCCCAGCCGUCAGCAUCAUCACCAUUCCUAGUGACACCGAGGACGAAGACGACACCAAAGUUCCGCCCACAAGCUGCAGCGUGAACCAGCGUGCGAACGUCAUCAGCUGCGUGACGGUCCACGACUCUCAGGACUCGGACUCGUCCACCUGCAGCCCCCUCAGUCCUAAACGCUUGCCCAACUUUGCGGAGAGCAGCGGACAAGGCUCCAAGUCUUUGGCUGUGGUCAUGCCCUCACUGAAGACUCAGCCCUGGGACGGGGCGACCAACGAGCUAAACAGCACAACAUCCGGAAAAUCGAAGAAGACAUCAGCUCUACAGUCGUCCCACUCAGGAUUGUCCAGCAGCGAGCGGCAUCAGAGGACAGUGACCACCAAGUCCCAGCCUCUCAACCUGAGUCAGGUCCAGCAGCCCGGGAUGUCUUCUCAUGACAGGUCAGGAGGCGGGUCCCUGAGACGUCAACCCACUUAUCCUCCCGCAGGCCCGUCGCACUCCUACAGGCUGCACGAGGCUUCACUCUUCAGCUCCGCCCCUAACCUUUACGCCUACCCCGCGUCGGCCGCCCUCGCCUCGGUGUCGCAGGCCGUGGAUCAGCUUCACAACUCCGCCGGCGCUUCCUCUUCCUCCUCCGCCUCCUCGUCCUCGUCAUCCUCCAUCAGGCACACGCGUGCGGCCGGGCCUUACUCCGCCUCUCUGAGUCUCCUGCAGAAGAGCAGCGCCAUGGGGCUGAUGGGCCAAGCAGCCGCCUCGCACUGCCCGCAGCAGCAGCUCCCCGGGCAGCCGUACCCUCUCGGGCAGAGGAAACUCGCCCAGUACCCUUACCUGUGAGACACGCCAACCACACCGCAGAACAAACCCUGAUUAUUAUUGUUGCUUUUCUUUGAUCAUUAUUUUUAAAAAUGAAAGUUUUUAUGUAGUAAUGUUUGUUUUAAUGCAGCUCAUGUUAAACCAUAUACUGUCUGAUCUAAUGUGUAGGUGCAUCGGUUUACAUUUUGUUCUUGAAGUUUAGUGGAAGGUAUGACUGUAUAAAUAAUAAUAAUAAUAAUAAUAAUACUGUUCUGUAGCACUUUUAGCGGUGUUCAAAACACGUUCUCGCUUUCCUUUUUAUCAUCCUUUUAUUGAACAGAUAUUAUCAUUAACUUCACCCCUUAUUUGAACAGGAUUAGUUUCUCUGCACGACUCCUGUAACACAUUGUACUGAAGUCCAGAACGUAGCCAGAUAUACAAAACUGAAACAAAACGACGAACAAUAUCAACUUAGUUGUCAUCUGUGAGUUUAUUUCCCUUGAAUAACACCACACUAUUAGCGUCAGGGUCAGGGGGAGAUCAGUGGUUAAGGCAUUGGACCACGGUUUAGAAGAUCCCAGGUUUAAAUCCCAUCACCCCAAAGUUGUCCCUGUUGGUGCCCUUAAAUGUGCGAUAAAUGAGUAAAAAAAUGGGUAAGGCAUCUGCCGAAUGCCGUACUGUAAUUGUAUAACGGUAAUGAUGAGAUGAUAUCUGUCUAUGAAACUCGUCAAAUGAUCAGAGCAGGUUAGUCUGUGUGUCCUGUAUUGUCCUCAGGUGCAAGGACGGAAACGAAAUCACAGAGCAGCUCUUGUAACUGCAAACUGAUCCUGUCCAAAUAGGUUUUUUUUCUUUUCCUCCUCCUGUUUUUUCGCAGCCUUUGUGUAUUAAUCAUUUUCAAUUUUAUUUUUUUGUUCAGUUUUAUUUACAGGUGCCUUUGAUUAUAAUAGCACUUAUGUUUUAAUACAUUAUUUAUGUGUUUGUCAUUAUGUUGUUUUAUAUAUAUAUGUGUGUGUGUGUGUGUGUGUUUUAAUGCCUAUCGUGCUGACAGUUGCAUGUUGUUUAUGUAGAGUCCUAGGCGCUACAUAGUCAGAUGUUUUUAGGCUGCAUCAGCAAAAUGAUCAAAUGAGAAAGCGAUCGGAUCAGAUGAGGCGUUUAUAUGUGGUGUGUGGUGUGCAGCCGUCGAUGCAGAGAGCACUUAAAAAAAAAAGAAGAAAAAAAAGAAGGGUUAACUUGGAUGUGUACGUUCAUAAACUCGUGCCUAGUACAGUUGUGCGUUUGAUCCCGAGUCUGCUUUUCACAAGCUUCUUAUUAGUGGACGUUCGCUCUAACUAGAAGAUCGUGAAUCGCUGCUUUUAGGCUGGUCACGUGUUCGUUUAGAAUAAAUCAGACUUGUGCAAUUUGUGGAUGUUUCUACUCUUCUGUUAGAACGUGGAGUGUGAAGUUGACCAAACUAUGGCUAUGUCCUGAUAAAUAUAUACAUAUUGUAUAUGCACAAUAAACAUUUUCAGUGUACAUUGAA